Messenger RNA from Opisthorchis viverrini, 639 nucleotides. RefSeq lists its product as hypothetical. The coding region runs from base 1 to 639 and encodes 212 amino acids. The transcript is spliced from 3 exons. The record is from RefSeq and is a predicted model, not a curated record. Lineage: Eukaryota; Metazoa; Platyhelminthes; Trematoda; Opisthorchiida; Opisthorchiidae. Gene Ontology annotation, cellular component: voltage-gated calcium channel complex. Gene Ontology annotation, molecular function: high voltage-gated calcium channel activity. Gene Ontology annotation, biological process: chemical synaptic transmission; calcium ion import across plasma membrane.
AUGGGUGGCAACACAUCAGCUAAAAACCUUAAUACGAUCAAGUCACUCCGAGUGUUACGUGUACUGCGUCCAUUAAAGACGAUUAACCGAGUGCCGAAGUUAAAGUAUCAUCGACAAGAACAAAAAUCAUCGACGCAUCUCACAAUGGACACGGAGCAACAGGCAUAUCACAACUACUGUAACACGCUGCUCUAUUUCAACUCAGCAUUCACCGUGAUGUUCUCUAUAGAAUGCAUGCUCAAAAUACUAGCAUUUGGACCAAAAAUGUCAGAUAAUCCUUCCGUUAGGGUCGCAGCUAUGCUUUCCAACUCAGUUAUUCCAGGACCCCUCAUAACCUCACUUGAUAUCCAGACGGAAUUUCGUGCCAACGGCUUUAUCAUAACAUUUUCUGAUCAUUUCAUUUUUGAACAAUACGAACAGAAACUUGUCAGAAUGAACAUGCCAGUAGAUGAGAACGGAUGCGUGCAAUUCACGACUACAUUAUUCGCCCUAAUACGUGAAUCACUUGCAAUUAAGACGGGUCCGACGGAGAUAAUGGAUCAGAGGGACAACGAGUUGCGUGAAACCAUAUGCCAAAUGUGGCCAGUUCGUGGACGAAAAAUGCUGAACCUCCUGGUGCCACCAGACUCUGGUAUGUAA